UUCCGCUCUUUUUCCUGACCUCGGGAGCUGACACUCUAUUUCACCAACUUACCAUACCGAGACCGGCAGAGAGAUAACUGGUAGGAGAUCUGGGAAAUCAUCAUCAUUAUUAUUAUAAUAAUAAGCGCUCUGGAUGGAAGCCCGCUAAAGAAUGUUCCGGAAGGGAAAGAAAAGGCACAGCAGCAGCAGCUCCCAGAGCAGUGAAAUAAGCACAAAGAGUAAGUCUGUAGAUUCCAGCCUUGGGGGACUUUCAAGAUCAAGCACCGUGGCUAGCCUAGACACAGACUCUGCCAAAAGCUUUGGGCAAGGCACUGGGAAUUCUGAAGCAAGUUCUGAGUUUAAGGUGAAAUACGUGGGGUCUAUUGAAAGACUGAAGCCCGAUGACUGCAAAACUCUGCAAGGACCAUUGGAUCUGAUCAAUUAUAUCGAUGUAGCACAGCAAGAUGGGAAAUUGCCUUAUGUGCCUCCGGAGGAGGAAUUUAACAUGGUCGUCUCAAAAUACGGGAUCAAAGUGGUAACAUCAGAUCAGUAUGAUGUUUUGCACAGACAUGCACUUUAUCUUAUUGUCAGCAUGGUGUGUUAUGACGAUGGGCUGGUGGCUGGAAGGAGUUUGUUGGCGUUAAAGACCAAAGAUCCAACUGAUGAUCAAUACAGUCUGUGGGUGUAUCAGUGUAACAAUGUGGAUCAGGCACAGGCCAUCUGCAAGGUCCUGUCCACGGCAUUUGAUGCAGUGUUAGCUGAGAAAGCAAGAGCUCCAAUGGAAUAGAACUCUCUAUGCAACGAUAUCCUCAGAUGUGCCUUAGCAAAGGGGGGAUCUAACCAUCGCAAGCCUUUAUUGGACCUAACCAUGCAAAAUCUGUUUCCUAAAUCCUGGACUGUUGCUGUGGAUUGAGGACUGGAUUGGGAACAACUGACCAAAUAUAUUGGACACAGAUAGACUCGGUGGACAAAUACUUCUGUGCAUCCUUGUAUUUUACUGUGUGUGUAUAUCUCUUAUAUGCAUAGUUUUAUCCUUAAAGGAACACUAUAGCGUUAGGAAUACAUAUAUAUAUAUAUGUCACCUAGAGGUGACUAGGGCCCUGUUCCGGGGCGAAUAAAUGGUAAAUCAACCAUUUAUUUGCUUACCUUAAUCCAGCACCAGGCUCCCUCGGCACUGGUGACCUCUCUGAAAGUGGUAUGUUUUAAGCUGCAGGGUUAAAACUAGGGGCGCCUGGCACCCAGACCACUUCAUUGAGCUGAAGUGGUCCUUAAAUAAUUGUUGCUGAAAUUAUCACUUCAGCAUUUCUAAUAAUGCCUAUGCACAGGAUUUCUGUAAUAUAAAUUGAUAAGUGCUGGUUAGUUGAAAUGGCCAUAGCUUCAUUGUUUUGUUCCUCCAAACCUCUCUUGAUGACAUAAAUGAAGUUAUAUAUUUUUGGUAUUUUGACAGGUACUGUAAAACCAGAUAUUACAAUUUACUAAGCGUUCGUGUAGUUUUAUUGUUUGAACCAAUGAACCUUAUUUUUAAAGCACGGUUACUUGAUGCUGAUAUAUUUUAUUACGUGCAUGUUUCAUAUAUUGUGCUCUAGGGGCUUUAGAAUCCUAUAUAAUGCAAUUCUUUUUAUUUAUGAUGCAUUUGGCUACUCAAUACUGCAUCCUUGUCUAGGUAGAGUCAUUGGCUAUUUUAGCCAAGGUCUAUGUAGUCAGACUAGUCUGGUCUCCAUCCUUGCUGUAUGGAGCUGCCAAAAAAUAAGUAGGAUAUUCCUUAUUGAUAGAAAAUCUUUUGGGACCAGAUUGUGAUUGUGUAAAGAAAUAAUAGUUAAACCUGUACUGUUAUGAGUCUGAAUACCGGGUUUGCUCAGCCUUAAAGGUACAUUUCUUAACCAGUGUGAACUUGACGAUUGGCCAGAUCCAAUACCCAUGGUCCUUCACACGGGUAUAAUUACGCUGAAAGAAUUACCACAAUGUCUGGAGCUCAAACCUUCACAAAGUACAAGCAGUAGCAUUAUUUAAUAUAAACAUAUCUCUCCGUAGUGAAGCAUUGGGAGUCAUUUUUUGCCAUAUGUUACCAAUGGUACUUUUUCAAUAUUUAUACUUGUAUAUCUGAUUACAUAUAUUUUUUAAAAGUAAAACGGAAUCCGAUUUCCUUUUAC
Messenger RNA from Pelobates fuscus (common spadefoot toad), 2129 nucleotides. RefSeq names its product integrin subunit beta 1 binding protein 1 (gene ITGB1BP1). Bases 152 to 766 code for a protein of 204 amino acids. Gene Ontology annotation, biological process: negative regulation of focal adhesion assembly; negative regulation of substrate adhesion-dependent cell spreading. The transcript is spliced from 7 exons. NCBI's taxonomy places the organism in Eukaryota, Metazoa, Chordata, Amphibia, Anura, Pelobatidae. Gene Ontology annotation, cellular component: cell periphery; cytoskeleton; ruffle. The record is from RefSeq and is a predicted model, not a curated record. Gene Ontology annotation, molecular function: integrin binding.